This is a messenger RNA of Microthlaspi erraticum, 1491 nucleotides long. NCBI's taxonomy places the organism in Eukaryota, Viridiplantae, Streptophyta, Magnoliopsida, Brassicales, Brassicaceae. The record is from the annotation of a GenBank genome assembly.
AUGGAUAAAGCUUGGGUCUGGUUGCCAAGGGCUAGUCUUGAGUAUGAACAAGGGGCAACUACAUUUGUGUAUGACUCAGCAAGGAAACUGGGUAAUGUUGCUCACAUGUUCUGUCCGUGUAUUGAUUGCCGGAAUGUUUGCCAUCAACCGAAUGGGACAGUGUUGGAUCAUCUGGUCAUAAAGGCGAGUGAAUGUAAUGAAGCUUUGUCUACGGGUCAGAAUGGAGACCAGUCUGGAUGUGAUGACAAUGGUGAAGAAUCUGAGUUUAGGAAAAAGUUGGAGGAUGCUGAAACUCCACUUGAUCCGUCGUGUCUCAACUACACGAAGGUUUCUGCACUUAUGGGACUUUACCGCAUCAAAGUGAAGAGUGGUAUGUCAGAGAACUUCUUCGACCAGCUUCUGAUGCUAGUUCAUGACAUGCUACCUGAGAACAACGUGCUUCCUAAGUCGACUGAUGAGAUGAAGAAGUUCUUGAAGGUUUUUGGUUUUGGUUAUGAUCUCAUUCAUGCCUGCAAGAAUGACUGCAUCCUUUUUCGGAAAGAGUAUGAGGAUCUGGUCAGUUGUCCGAGGUGUAAGGGUUCAAGAUGGGAAAGAGACAAGCACACUGGUGAGGAGAAAAAAGGGAUCCCUGCAAAAUUCUUAAGGUAUUUUCCCAUCAAAGACAGAUUUAAAAGGAUGUAUAGGUCGAAACGAUUAGCUGAGGAGUUGCGUUGGCAUUUCACUAAUGCUACUGAAGAUGGUACAAUGAGGCAUCCUGUUGACUCAUUGACUUGGGUUCAAGUGAACGACAAAUGGCCAGAGUUUGCAGAUGAAGCGAGAAACCUGAGACUAGGUCUCUCUACUGAUGGGAUGAAUCCUUUCUCCAUUCAGAACACCAAGUACAGUACAUGGCCGGUUUUGCUUGUGAAUUACAAUAUGGCUCCAACGAAAUGUAUGAAGGCGGAGAAUAUGAUGCUGACUAUGUUGAUUCCCGGACCAACAGCACCAAGCAAUAACAUAGACGUCUACUUACAGCCACUGAUAGACGAUCUCAAAGAUUUAUGGAAUGAAGGUAUGGAAGUUUAUGAUGCAUUUUUGAAAGAGAGAUUUACACUUAAAGCUAUGUUGUUGUGGAGCAUCACUGUUUAUCCCGCCUUAGGAACAUUGGCUGGAUGCAAGGUGAAAGGAAAACAAGCCUGUAAUGUAUGUGGGAAAGAUACACCACAUAGGUGGUUGAAGUUUAGUAGGAAACACAUGUAUAUGAGCAAUAGGAAAAGACUACAGCCUGGUCAUCCUCUCAGACGCAGAAGAAGCUGGUUUGACAAUACGGUUGAGACUGGUUCUGCAAAUAGGAUCCAAAGUGGAGUUCAGAUACAUGAAAUGUUGAAAGACUUCAAUAAUGAUUUUGGGAUUCCUCUGAGUAAGAAAAGUAAGAGAAAAAGAGCAGAGAUAAGCAACGAUGAGGAGAUUCAACAAGAAGAAGAACUUGGGGAGGAAUCUGAUCUAUUGUAA